AUCGACAUCAACAGCUUACUGCCAACUCUACUCAACCAAGUCCAUCUCCCUGCUCAAGAUGCUCAUCGUCGGCCUUACAGGCGGCAUCGCUACGGGCAAGUCAACAGUCUCCAAUCUCCUCCGCUCAAAAGGUAUCCCCAUUGUCGACGCUGAUGUCAUUGCUCGGCAAGUCGUCGAGCCCGAUCAGCCUGCCUACAAUGCCAUUCUCGAGGCAUUCGGGUCAGAUACACCGGAUCUGCUCCUUCCUGACAAGUCUCUGAAUAGACCUGCUCUUGGCAGAAGAAUCUUUGGUGAUGACAAAGCGCGCAAGGUGUUGAAUAGCAUCACUCAUCCUGCUGUUCAGAAAGCAAUGCUCUAUGAGACGCUACGCGCAUAUAUUCGCGGCGCCGCCAUUUGCGUACUCGAUGUACCGCUGCUUUUUGAGGGCGGGCUUGAUGCGUAUUGCGGUGUGACGGUGUGUGUUGCUUGUUCAGACAGUCUACAACUGGAUCGCUUGCAGAAGCGCGAUACACACCUCACGAAGGAAGAUGCAGAAGCACGCAUGCGCUCCCAGAUGAGCAUGCAGGACAAAAGAGACAGAGCUGAUCGAGUGAUUGAGAAUGAUGGAUCCCUGGCAGACUUGGAAACGAAUGUCGGUGCCUUGCUCGACCAAAUCAAGCCAUACCAAGUUGUUAGCUUGCUGGAAUGGCUUGUUCCGCCGUUUGGAUUGACGAUGGGUCUUUGGACGCUACUUGCCAGACGGGUACAAGCCAAGCCCAAGGCGAAGCUCUAGAUAAAUCUUUGUAAAUAUGUACAUUUUACGAUCGCUUGACCUUCUUCUGCUCGACGCACUCGCUACAGUACCACUUCCCAAUUGGUGGCUCCUUCAAGCCAACACAGCCAUAAUGGAACCAUUCUCGAGCGCAAGAGUCGUUGUCGCAUGCAACCAUU
Protomyces lactucae-debilis is the source of this 930-nucleotide messenger RNA. RefSeq lists its product as uncharacterized. Gene Ontology annotation, biological process: coenzyme A biosynthetic process. The transcript has a single exon. Bases 59 to 772 code for a protein of 237 amino acids. Gene Ontology annotation, molecular function: ATP binding; dephospho-CoA kinase activity. Lineage: Eukaryota; Fungi; Ascomycota; Taphrinomycetes; Taphrinales; Protomycetaceae. The record is from RefSeq and is a predicted model, not a curated record.